Brassicogethes aeneus is the source of this 943-nucleotide messenger RNA. Lineage: Eukaryota; Metazoa; Arthropoda; Insecta; Coleoptera; Nitidulidae. The record is from the annotation of a GenBank genome assembly.
CAAAAAUGGAAUCUUUUACAAAAAGCUCAUCUCAAAUAAAAGUAAAAAAAGCGGUUGUGAUGGUACAGUCGGAAGACAAUGAUAUGAACAUAACAGAAGAAAAAGAGGAGCCUAAAGUCAUAAAAUUUGGGAAGAAAGAAACCGAAGAAGAAAAUGAAGAAGACAUAGAAAAGGUAUUUGUGGUAGGAGAUAAAGGAUUGGAUGAAUGUAAAUUGUACCUGGAUAAAGUUAAUUUUGCGCAGAAAAUGGUGAAGAGAUUUGUUAAAGAAGCUUUUGUUCUUGCAAAAUCCAGAACAUCCCUUGAAAGUUCACCAUCUAUUAAAAGCAGUACAAAUAUACAAACAAGUUGGACUUGGCCACUUGUAUACAAAAUGGAUUAUAAAGCUGGUCAAGAAGCUAUAGAAAAUUAUAUAAAUUCACUGAAAAUGAGAGAGGCAUGGCAAUAUAAAGUGUUUUUUCUAAAGAAAAUCGAGGGUCCUUGUAAUAUAGAAUACCAAUAUGAAGUAGCAAACAAAUCUUUUUUAUUAUACAGGAUGUCCAAAAUAUACGUGUACAACGAAAUAAGUUGAUUUAACCCAUCUUAGCUAAACUCAAGUAACGAAUUCGUUUAUCCGCUAGAGGGCUAACAAUUCUCUUGUAAUAGUUGGAAAUUGUUUUAAUUUAACCCAAUAGUACCGGUGUUUCAUUGUACACUUAUUUUCAAGACAUCCUUCUCAAAUAAUGCCUAAUAAUUUUAAGGUGAUAUUUUCUUUACCCACCAACGAAUAUCCUAUAGUUCAAGCCUAUUCAUCUGUAUUUUUCUAUUUGGAAGCUUCCAAACUAAAGCAUGGAGAUUGUUGUGUUGAUGUUUAUUAUCAUUUCGAAAAUAUGUCUCUGAUAAGAAACGCAAAAGUCGACCAGUUUAGAGAAUUUUGGUUAAAUAUUAUACUGGAUUGUAAAUUAG